This is a messenger RNA of Apis laboriosa (Himalayan honeybee), 3338 nucleotides long. Its product is annotated as ELAV-like protein 2. NCBI's taxonomy places the organism in Eukaryota, Metazoa, Arthropoda, Insecta, Hymenoptera, Apidae. The transcript is spliced from 9 exons. Gene Ontology annotation, cellular component: ribonucleoprotein complex. The record is from RefSeq and is a predicted model, not a curated record. The coding region runs from base 1303 to 2421 and encodes 372 amino acids. Gene Ontology annotation, molecular function: RNA binding.
AAAAAAAAAAAACGAAAUAAUCGAAGUACGAAUCGAUCGGUCGUCAACAGAGGAAGAAAUUUCGUCAAGAAUAUAUAUUUGGAUUAUCGUUCCACGUUUCUUCACGUGCGUCUUCUGGCGGGGAUCUUAUGGUUUCGUUCGUCCAUUUCGACCGUCCUUCCCGAAACCUUACUCUACUAUCUCCUUUCACCCCCUGGAACAGUCAGCUUCUCGAAGAUUGAUCUCGAUCGACGCGCACGCGGUUCCCAUUCUAACUUCGCUUAAAAAAAAAAAAAAAAAAAACACACACACACAUAUACAAAAAGAAAGAAAAGAAUAAAGAAAGAGAAAAAGGAAAAGAGGAAAGAGAUAAUUGAACGCAACGUCGCCGGUUCUCCACGAAGAUAAAUUCAGUGUGUCAAUCAUUAACAGAGAUUGGUGUAUAAUAAUAUCGAGGCAACGAAUCGUCAUCUCGAAGAUUCUUUAUACGACGGAAGAGUGAAAAAAGAGAAAAAGAAAGAAAGAAAGAAAAAAGGCAAACGUUCGGACGAGAGAAACAGAGAUAGAGGGAGGAGAGAAACGGAUAUAAUAGUGUUGGCCGGUGGGAGUGAAAGAGAGACAGUCGAGGGUGUGUUCCGCGGUUUUCUUCGCCCUCUUUUUUCCUUUCGUUUCGUCGAUACAUUAAGAAAUUAAGUGUCAUACAUACGUGUAUCCCAAGGGUUGAUUCGUUUUUUUUUAUAAAAUAUAGACUGUAAUCCAUCGUUAUCGAUCGGAGAAAGUGCAAAGAAAAGAUAUCUCUGAGGAAAACUUAAAAACUCGGUAAUUCGUCUUGGUAAUUCGGUAAACUCGGCUGCUUGAUAAAAAAUCGAAUAAAAUUAUAAAAACACAUAAAACACGGAUAAAAUACGCAUAAAUACGGUUCAGAAGGAUAAAUAAAUAAUAAUAAACGAACAAAACAAAACAAAAAAAUAAAAAAUAAAAAAAAAAUAAAAAACGGGAAAACGAAACACGCACACGUCGUUUAAAGAAAUAAAAAUUAAAAAACGAAAUAGAACAAAGAAACGGGCAUCAAAACGAGAUAACAACGAAAUGAAAAUCUAGCGAUAUAGAUAAUAUUUAAAAAAAAAAAAAAAAAAAAAAAAAAAAAAAAAAAAAAAAAAAAAAAAAAAGAAAGAAAUAACUCUCCAUUAAAGAAAAAAAAAAAAAAAAACAUUAACCCACCGUCGUUUCGUUCUACGCCCAGAUAUCGGCAUCCUCCAACCACUGAUUUUCAUCGUUAACCGAUUUCGUACGUAGUUAGAAAGGACCCGGUCGAAGAGUGCAAUGAUGGCGAACGGAAUGGACACAGUCGUACAACAAAAUGGUGGAUCCACCCUCGGACAGGCCUCGCAGGAAGAGUCGAAAACGAAUCUCAUAGUAAAUUAUUUGCCCCAGAGCAUGACACAAGAUGAGAUUCGAUCCCUCUUCUCGAGCAUUGGCGAGGUUGAGAGUUGCAAGUUGAUUCGUGAUAAACUCACCGGUCAGAGUUUAGGUUACGGUUUCGUUAACUAUCACCGGCCUGAGGAUGCUGAGAAGGCGAUAAACACGCUCAACGGUCUUCGUCUGCAAAAUAAAACGAUCAAGGUAUCGUACGCGAGACCGAGCAGCGAGGCGAUCAAAGGUGCAAACUUGUACGUGAGCGGUUUGCCGAAGAACAUGACGCAACAAGAUCUGGAGAAUCUAUUCAGCCCGUACGGCAGAAUCAUCACGUCGCGGAUACUUUGCGACAACAUCACCGUACGACAGUUUGUGACCGGCGGCGGAGACUAUUUGCCCGGAUUGUCGAAAGGGGUCGGUUUCAUAAGGUUCGACCAGCGGGUCGAGGCCGAGAGGGCGAUCCAAGAAUUAAACGGUACCAUUCCGAAGGGCUCGUCCGAGCCGAUCACCGUCAAGUUCGCCAACAAUCCGAGCAACAACAACAAGGCGAUACCGCCGUUGGCCUAUCUGACACCGCAGGCGACCCGACGAUAUGGCGGCCCAAUCCACCAUCCAACCGGCCGCUUCAGGUACAUUCCACUGUCGCCACUAUCCAGCACUGGCAAGGCCAUGCUUGCCAUUAACAAAGGCUUACAGAGUAGGUACAGCCCGCUGGCAGGCGAUCUCUUGGCAAACUCGAUGCUACCCGGGAACGCGAUGAAUGGUUCCGGCUGGUGUAUCUUCGUGUAUAAUCUCGCCCCAGAGACCGAGGAGAACGUGCUGUGGCAGUUAUUCGGUCCGUUCGGCGCCGUCCAAUCGGUCAAAGUGAUCCGCGACCUGCAGACGAACAAGUGCAAAGGCUUCGGUUUCGUGACGAUGACCAACUAUGACGAGGCGGUGGUCGCCAUCCAGAGCUUGAACGGUUACACGCUCGGUAACCGGGUUCUUCAAGUGAGCUUCAAGACGAACAAGAGCAAGGCGGCGUAGGACGACAAGCAACAGCAACAGCAGCAUCACGAUCACCACCACCAUCAUCGGGCAGCGGGAACAACGGCGGCAGCGGCGGCAGUAGCGGCAGCAGCUACGCCGGCUGUGGCGGCAGCCGCGGCCAUGAUCGGUCAAGCGACCGCUACAAAGGUCAUCCUCGGCUCAACGACCGCGGCAGCCGCGGUGGUCGCCGCCACAGCGACCGCCGCCGCUGCGGCCGCGGCUGCGGCUGCGGCCCUGGUCACGCCCGCGACCGUCCAAGCGCUCGCGACUGCCUAUGCUUCCACUAAGAAGAUCGACCACCACCAUCUCCCCAUUGAUUCCGUGAUCAACAUCCUGAACAGUCGUGAUCGCGGAGAGAACCAUCAUAACCACCACCACCACCACCACCACCAUCACCACCACCACCACCACCACCAUCACCAUCACCACCAUCACCACCACCACCACCACCACCACCACCACCGCCAUAACUACCAUCAACAGUUACAUAACCAGUAUCAUCCGUUGAAAGGUUACAACUCAAUGUCCGGCUAUGAAAUGAUAAUUAGGGGUAUGACCUCGUCGAAGAGAUGUCGUUGGGGCGGCAGAUACGAUUACGAGAACCACGAUGACGAAUACAAUUCCGACUAGAAUAAAUAAAUGGAUGCUGAGAGCUCCCUGGAGAAAACUCGGUUGAGAGAGGGGGAAAAAAAAAAAAAAUAAAAAAAAAAAAAAAGAAGGGAAGAAUGGAGGCGAGUGAGAGAUAGAAGAAAGGGGAGAAUGAUAAGAGAUACUCGUGCGCGUGUGGUGCGUGUAUACGUGCGUCUGUACGAGAAAGGGUUACGCGAUGCGUGUGUAGUAGGCUGCGCGUGGCUGAGCGGGGGAGGGAUGCAGAGAGACGAGGAGGAAGAGAUGGCGAAGACGGAGAGAGGUAG